This is a messenger RNA of Chaetomium globosum CBS 148.51, 1992 nucleotides long. RefSeq lists its product as uncharacterized. The transcript is spliced from 6 exons. Bases 1 to 1992 code for a protein of 663 amino acids. NCBI's taxonomy places the organism in Eukaryota, Fungi, Ascomycota, Sordariomycetes, Sordariales, Chaetomiaceae. The record is from RefSeq and is a predicted model, not a curated record.
AUGCCCCCUAGGCGUCGAAUCGACUGCCACCAAUAUUUGGUCAUUUGUAUGCGCCACGCCACGAACCAAGAAACGCUGAUUGCCCCCAGAACUGAUGAAAUAUGGAAUCGUCGCAACGCUUUGAAAGACAGUAGCGUGCUUAUAGCGCAGGGUGGCAGUGGCAGUCAUGGCGGUGGUAACUCUAUUACAGCAGAACUGCCACCGAUUAUACAUAUGAACGGCUCCUAUCCGAACUACGUUGAAGAGCUCGACGCGUGUUUGGGUAAAAUCCAAGCGGCGGCUUCCCGCUUAGAGUGGCUGUCCGGCGGCUUGAAUAGCGACGAUUUGGUCAGGAAGGAGAUCCUAGUGGAAGACACGGAGCGGAACGAGGAUAAAGACCAACGAAACAUGCGGGCAAAGUACGCAGAUAGCCUGGCUAGUCCUGAAGACGGCUGUAGCAUUACUACCGAGCACGGGACAUUGAUCUCCAACUUGAAAGACGAUGUCAACGCCAAAGAGGGCCAGACCAACCACCAGGGUGGCGGCCCGGAGAAUCCCUUGUUGGUCGUCUGUGACCAGUCCGUUGUAGACCUCGGCCCACAGUUUGAUAUCGGGCUUCCGGAUCCAGACCAGCUGUGGAAAUGGGAGCCCUCAAGCAAGUGUUCGGACGAGUUAUUCAACAACUUCAUGCAGGACCCGCAUGAUUUUGAGAAGUCCCUAAUCAAGAUCCACGAUGGCGUCGAGGAGUGCACGAGCACGUGGCCGACGAUCCGGGGAUCUGUGUUCGGCAGUCUCUCGUCCCUCGCCACACUCGUAGGCAGGAGUCAGAACCUCCGGGACUCCCCGUGUAAACAAGAAGCCCCAAGCGAGGAAACCGACAAGCUCGAGGGCAUAAGAUCUAGAAGACCUGGUUGCCCUGUUGAGGCCGUGAAACCGUGGAAACGGAGUCUCGACAAUGGUGAUACCGAGACUCUUCCUUCACUGACUACCCAAGCGUCUGAGCCAUGCCCUGACGAAGCCCGACUGCCACCAACUGAAUAUGGGCGCCCCCCACAGGACCCUGAAACAAAUGAAAUUGGGAAUAACCUAACCCAGAACGAGGACCAAGACCAAGAGCGCGUCGGAAAAGGGCUCCCACAGGACGGAACGCCCGUCUCCAACCCUAACGCCAACGCCAUUACCCAGGACUCCCUUGGAGUUCCUGACCAAUCGCUGGAUAGCGCGUCUCUAAACCCAAACGGUAUGUGCAACGGAGAAUCCCUCGCCGGCUCCCUGGGCGAGCAAGACCACGGCCGAGAUGGGGAGUGCAGCCGUGAGGUUUCGGCUUGUGAUAUUGACGAACCACAGGAGGAUCCUGUUGAACACCACAAGGAUGAAUCCAUGUCCGUCGUUGACUGCCUUGACGAGGGGCCCCAAAACCAUGCUGAAGAGCGCAGCGAUGAACUCCCCGCUGCCCUUGCUAGCGAGCCACAAAAAGACCCUGUCCAAGAGUGCAUCGAUGAACCUUCUACUGGCCGUGACGUUGGCCUGGAACUACACAACAACGAUAGCCUCCUUGCCAAUGAGGUUCAACGAAAUGCCCAUAUCCAUGAGCGCAGCGAUGAACUCUCCUCUGACAAUGAGAGCGAGGAACAAAAUGACUAUGUCCAAGAGCAUAACAAUGAGCCCUCUUUUGGCCUUGAUGUUAGAAUGGACAUCCACGACUACAUGCAAGAAUGGAACGAUUGCUUCCUUUCCGACGAGGUUGGAGAGCAACAAAAUGGCCAUGUCCAAGAGCACAUCAAUGAACCCUCCUUUGCUGGCCAUGUUAUUGCCGGGGAGCUCCAUGGCUGUGCCCAAGAGUGGAACGAUGGGAAAUUAUUUGAAGAGCUGGGCAAGUUUGACAAGUGGAUGGGCGACGAGGAGGAGAAUCGGGAGGUGACAGAGCUCAAUCGAGUACUAACUGAACCAUUCACGUAUGAUUUGGACCAUGAGGAAGAACUAUAUCAACAAUUCACGUUUAAUUUGAGUUGA